Molecule: messenger RNA, 4927 nt
Organism: Amphibalanus amphitrite
Lineage: Eukaryota; Metazoa; Arthropoda; Thecostraca; Balanomorpha; Balanidae
Product: 1-phosphatidylinositol 4,5-bisphosphate phosphodiesterase delta-4-like
Exons: 19
Coding region: 1209-3878 (889 amino acids)
Biological process (GO): phosphatidylinositol-mediated signaling; lipid metabolic process
Molecular function (GO): calcium ion binding; phosphatidylinositol-4,5-bisphosphate phospholipase C activity
Source: RefSeq, a predicted model, not a curated record
GGAGACUGGCGGCGGCUGCCGCGGUCGAGUUCACAGUCUGUGUUUGCGCUGCGCCGACAGCGCUGGUACAGCGCAGUGGCCUGCAUGUGCUCGUAGUCUGUUUGUGUGGCUUCUAUCAGAGGGCCGUGCAGUGUGUUUGAAGACUGUCUCGGCCGGUAGAGUGCAGAGCGCAGUGUGGCUGACAGCGCCACGGCAGUGUGGCGUGUGCAGCGGCGGGUGGCGGUGUUACUGGACUGCUGCGGGUGAUUCGCAGUGCUGAUCGUGCUGACACUGGCUGAUCUGCCGAUCAUUGCUGUUGAGCCGCUGCUGUGCGUUGGUUGGGCCACCGCUGCACUGGUCGUCGCUGACUAAAACCGACACUGGUUUAGCUUCGUCUCCGCUUAUUGCCGUUGAUCUCCGCUGGUUGACUCACCGUCGGGCGCCGUGUCGGCAGUACCCGCGUCUCCCAGCGCCCGGUAAUUGGCACGGUGACCCGGCGCGCUCGGAGGCGGGCCCGGCCGGGUAGCGUGACCGGCAGUCGACCGGCACCGAGCUCCGGCCGCCGCCCGCAGACGGAGAUGGGUCUGCAGAGGUGAUGGGCGCCGACCGGCCGGGUCAGGCCGCUGCCGACAGCGCCCCGCACGGCUGCGCCCGCCGCUCACCCGCCGGCCGGCCGCCGGAGACUGGCAGCAGGGAGGAGUUUGGUAGUCUGCCGGCGCCGCCCGCACCGUGCCGUGGCCUGUAGUGUUUUUGCGUCCACGUCGGGUCACACUGGUAGACUGGACCGUGAUUUUGCCCUGCGAACUGCGAGUGUGGAAUUCAGCGAUGGGUUACGCUGUGUAGACUGGCCGACGUAUCGUCCCAUGGCUCAGUGUUUGUGAGCUUAUACCGGGUGUUUUCGGAUACACCGGACCACGUUAUCGCCCUGUGAGCCAGCAGUGUGUGUUCGUGUCCGAGCCGGCACCGGGGCACGCCUGAUACAUUGGGCUGUCGUAUCGCCCUGAGGCCCGCAGUGUCGCUCCAGUAUCGGGACAGACCGACAUAAUGUGACCGUGAUAUUACGCUGUGGUUAUCAGUGAACGGUCCUGCACUGGGGCAGGUCUGCCUGGAGCGCUGACGGAUCGCGCCGUGCUUAGUGCUCUGGAGUCGAACCGCGUUCAAUCUUGGCACUGUGUUGAGGCUGUCUGGUGUUGAAGUGACGGUGGAUUAUUCUUCGACAACAACUUGCUAUGGUGGCAUCAGGAGCGCGGCAGAGAUCGGACCAGGCGUCGAGUGAGGAUGCCGUGACCGCCCGCCGACGGAAGGCGGUGGAAAGGAGUAAAUCCGUAGAGGAUGUCAUCGGCUUCCUGAAGAAGGGCUCCCUCCUGUGGAAGGUGAAGUCCCUCAGCAAAUGGUACCGCAGGAAAUACACGCUCGACUUUGAGCAUCUGAAGAUUAACUACGAGCCCUCACACAAGCCCGUCUGUGUGGAAAGAAACACUACCCUGGAUAUAAGCGAUAUCCACGAUGUUAGGAAAGGAUGGAAGACGGACAUCUUUAACCGGAUCGCGUCCAAGGUUGAGAAGCGCAUCGUCAAGUUACCCAGCUCGCCUCCCCUGGUCGACGAGCGGAACUGCUUCUCCAUCAUCAUCGGCAUCAACAAGAGCUCUCUGGACCUGGUGGCUCCGGAUGAGCACGUGUGUGACAUGUGGGUGCGGGGUCUCCAGCACCUGGUGGCCGUGGUACGCAGCCUGGAGCAGGAGAAAAACUACGACCGCUGGCUAAAGCGGCAGUUCCAGUCGGCGGACAAAGACAACAAUGGCGUGCUGGAUUUCGACGAGUGUGUCGACCUCAUCAAGCAGCUCAACAUACAGCUAGACAAGCAGACCGCCAAGAAACUCUUCCAGGCUGCUGACACGGACAAGCGGACCAAGGGCGACCAGCCGGCUCUUGACGAAAGGGAGUUCGUCACCUUCUACCACAGCCUGCUCAAGAGGCCAGACCUGGAGGCCAUCUUCCAAAGGUACUCGAACGGCGAGCUGCUGAUGACCUCUGAGGAGCUGGCCGACUUUUUGCGCGGCGAGCAAAAGAUGAACGUCACCAGCGACUUCUGCCGCGAGAUGAUCGAGACGUACGAGCCGUCCGAGUCCAAGCUGGCCGGCCUGCUGUCUCAUGACGGUUUCCAGAUGUUCAUGAGCUCCAAGCAGGUGCACAUCUUCAACCCUGAGCACAGUAUGGUGUACCAGGACAUGGAGCAGCCGAUGACACACUACUUCAUCGCCUCGUCGCACAACACAUACCUGCUGGGUAAUCAGUUGACGGGAAUGUCCAGUGUCGAGGCGUACAUCAUCGCGCUACAGAAGGGCUGCCGCUGUGUGGAGCUGGACUGCUGGGACGGCGAUGAUGGCGAGCCGGUCAUCUACCACGGCUACACGCUCACCUCCAAAAUACGCUUCUGCGACGUCAUCAGUGACGCCAUCAAGCCGUACGCGUUCCAGUACUCGGAAUACCCGCUGAUUCUGAGCAUCGAGAACCACUGCUCGGUACACCAGCAGGCACGCAUGGCUCACCACCUGAAGAGCAUUCUGGGCGAUAUGCUGUUUGUCACACCGGUGGACGAGUCGUUGGGGAAGAUGCCCUCGCCAAAACACUUCCAUAAGAAGAUCCUGCUCAAGGCCAAGAAGCUGCCGUCAGACAAGGAGAAGCAGGGUCUGCAGGCGCUGACACAGAAGGUAGGCGCGAUGAUGGACGGAAAGAAGUCGCCGCGGCCGUCGACCGAGUGUGACGAGUCGUGUACGGUCGACGAGUCAGAGUCGGACAACAGCGAGCCGGAGACAGAGUCAGCGCCCGAGGAGCUUACUGCGAAGCACGACAAGAAAAAGAAGAAGAAAAUGAUCGCUCCGGCGCUCUCUGUGCUGGUCAACUACAUCAAGGCGGUGCACUUCCACUCGUUCGAACAGUCGCAGCUGGCCGGAAAGUGGUGGACCAUGAGCUCCUUCGGCGAGAGCAAGGCCUUGGGGUUCGUGGCCGAUCACGCGGCGGAACUGGUCGAGUACAACAAACACCAGCUGAGCAGGAUCUAUCCGAGCGGCAAACGGCAGGACUCGAGCAACCUGAACCCGGUGGCCUUCUGGAACACGGGCUGCCAAAUCGUCGCGCUCAACUACCAGACGCCUGGUAAGCCGACCAGCUACAACCAGGGUAUGUUUCGGCGGAACGGUGGCUGCGGUUACGUGCUGAAACCGGCCAUGCUGCGCUCAGUGGAUCGGUUUGACCCGACCGCCGACCCGGGAGACAUCCAACUGGAGGAGACGGAGACAGACACGGGGCCGUCCCCGGCCGAGCCCGAGCCCGCCGUCUCACCGCCGCCGCCAGAGCCGAGGUCCGUGGCCUGUGUGCGUGCUGCGGGCACUCCCAGCUGCGGCACUCCUGAGUGCUCCUGCUCCUGUCUCCUGACCACACUGCGGCCCUGGGCGCGCCGCAGCCCCAGCAGCCUGUCCUGGUACCUGCCCCUCAGCCGGUUCCGGCAAACCCUGAAGCUACGGAUCAUCAGCGGCGCCUACAUCCCCAAGCCGGCCGGCAGCAGUCUGGACGAUAUCAUCGACCCCUACGUUAACGUCUACGUCACCGGCCACCCGGCCGACGAGAACAAGCUGAAGACGGCCGUCGUCAAAAACAACGGCUUCAACCCGGUGUGGGACGAGCUGCUGACGAUCCCCGUGCGUAUGCCCGACUUUUGUCUGCUGGACCUGGUGGUGCGCGACCACAGCACCACGGGCUCCAACUACAUCCUGGGUCACUACUGCAUACACUUCGACGACCUCAUGCCAGGUUACCGGUACGUGCCUCUGGAGGACAUGGAGGGCAACUCGCUCAGUCCCGCCUCCCUGUUCGUCCACGUCGAGUUCUCGCACCAGUGAGCGGCCGGCCCGUCGGUGAGGGAAUCUGUCUGCUUCUGGGGUUCCCUUAGGCACUGCGAUCGGUCCGUCUUUGACUGUGUGCGUCUGGCUCCGUCUGGCUUCCUGGGACUCCGGUCGGUCUGUUGAUGGGGCACGCAUGGCUCUAGGAACUACGUUUUAUAGGGCAUGUGACAAUGGCCCAGCUGCUCCUUACGUACUCAUUGGCACAACUGGUCGCACAAGUCGAUCACCGUAUUGCUCUCACGGUGCUUAGGUCUGAGAAGGCAGAGACGCCGGAGUGGGGUAGUGGAAAGAAGACAGUGAACCAUGGGCAGUAUGCAGUGAACGCUGGACAACCGUGGAUGGUGACCUUUGUGAUUAUGGAACUUGGUAGAAGCCCGAUGAAUGUGAGCAUAGGCGGUUUCGCCCGUCAGUGAAGAGUCCAAUUAUCGAGGGCGUAAUCAGCCGAAGAAACUGAUAAUAUUGGUGCUGUUGUGCUCUCUGAACCGCUGUAUGACGUGUUCGUAGACUGAAGAUUGUGUGUUUGUAGAUGCAGUGACGGUACUCUGUCUCUUAACCGUCCGAUAUUGCGGUAAAACGGCGGCCUCUACUCUGGCCCGGUCUCACAAUGGUGCUCGCACAAGGGUUUUAAUCAAAUGAUGAUUAUCGAACAAUCGAACCAUGCUUUGGAGAUUUCUUACUAUCGGUAGCUUAGCGACCUGUUAUGUGUGUUGUUAUAUGACGUGACAUGACUCUAGUAUUUCAGUUCGAGCGACUGCGAUGGUGUCUGUGCUUUGGGGGCGCCCUGGAUAUUUGAGCUGGGACUGUUGUUAUGAUCGCGCCGCGAUGUUGCCUUGAUUUGCCUGUGGUUGGCCGGCGGUUGACGUCGGUACAGUUGCCACUCUGUGUCUUUGAGCCGCCGCGGUCAGUGCGGCCCCAGAGACUCAGAACUGUGACUGUGACCGUCCAUAAAGAUCACAGAGGUAUUACGGACAGACAGCACAAGAAACUAGAGCUAUUUUACAGUGAAACGACUCCGACACCGAAUGCAAUACAUUCCUGAAAUGACA